UAUAUAACAGAGCGUUAUAUACACUUUUAUACAUGGAGGAGAGAGAAUAACGAACAGAACGGCACCCCAAACCCUAGUGCAAAGAGCAAUAAAAAAUUAGCCAGCCAGCAGCACAUCAGGCUGCCAUAUUGGCUGCCCUCAAAGUCGCAGGUUCUGUUAAUUUUUGUAUCAUAUUUAUUCAAGAAUUGUUCUGUUUAGUUAGUGAACAACCUGGGGAAAUAGCUCAAGAAACCAUGAGUUACCCUUUCUGGGCUGCUGCUGUUUUAGAAAACCUAGUUUUUUUUAACAUAUGAAUAUUUUUCAGUUAUUCAUUUCAUCAUUAUGAUACCUGUAUCUCCCAUUUCAGCACUGAUCGACUUUAGGGAGAAACUUUUGAAAUACGAUGAUAUUAUGAAACGUCCACGAAACAAUUCUGCAACAUCUGUGCAAAACUGUUUUUGUAAGAAAUCUCUAAAAUUUAAUGACAUUUCCUGCAGCUAUAGUGAAGGCAGAAAUACAAACAGUCCCUUCCACGAAAACGAGGUGCUAUUACAAUCACAUUUCUCACCAGCCCUUUUCUUUCCUGCAAAAGUGUUUAUCCUAGUGAUGCGGACUUAUGACAAACGUCAACAGUUAAUAAGAUAACCAAAAACUGUGAAAAUCAAACGUUCCUGGAAUGCAUCAGAGCUUCACACUUUAGUCCUUCGCUUGAGACUCAAGGGCCACAUGGCCAGGUAGGUCUUUCACCUCUGGAAACCGUUAAACAUCCUUCCAGUAAGACAUAAUCGUUAAGCCCACGGUGUUAAAGAAACCCAGUGAGCUGUUCCCCGCAGGUCACCGCCUGCCUCCACCCUCCUCCCCCGCACUGAACACAAAAAGCUUAGACGGGAAAGAGUGAGGCCAGAGGAGACAACAACUCCCAGCAGGCGUCGCAGCAGCGGGAAGUCACGCACGCGCAACCCAGGCCACAGGAGUAAAGUCUCUCUGCCCGUCUUCUGGGAAGGGAGAAUGGCGGCGCCCGGGCUGCGGCUGGGAGCGGAAAGGCUCUUUGAAAUGCCUGCGGUGCUAGAGCGACUGAGCCGCUCUAACAGCACGUCCCAAGCUUUUGCUGAGGUGCUGCGGCUGCCGAAGCAGCAGCUGAGGAAGCUGCUGUACCCGCUGCAGGAAGUAGAGCGGUUCCUCGCCCCCGACGGGAGGCAAGACCUUCACCUGCGUAUCUUUGACCCAAGCCCAGAGGACAUAGCGAGGGCGGACAACGUCUUCAUGGCCACUGAACGCAACCGCAUCGACUAUGUCAGCUCCGCCGUCCGUAUCGACCACGCCCCGGACCUUCCGCGGCCUGAGGUGUGUUUUAUAGGCAGAAGCAAUGUUGGAAAAUCAUCUCUAAUCAAGGCUUUAUUUUCACUGGCCCCUGAGGUUGAAGUCAGAGUCUCCAAAAAACCAGGACACACAAAGAAAAUGAAUUUUUUCAAAGUUGGAAAACAUUUUACAGUGGUGGACAUGCCAGGUUAUGGCUAUAAAGCACCUGAAGAUUUUGUUGACAUGGUAGAGACCUAUCUGAAAGAACGAAGGAACUUGAAGAGAACAUUUUUAUUAGUGGAUAGUGUUGUUGGAAUUCAAAAAACAGACAAUAUUGCCAUAGAAAUGUGUGAAGAAUUUGCAUUACCUUAUGUGAUUGUAUUAACAAAAAUUGACAAAUGUUCCAAGGGACAUCUUUUAAAACAAGUACUUCAGAUCCAGAAAUUUGUUAACACGAAAACUCAAGGAUGUUUUCCUCAGUUGUUUCCUGUAAGUGCUGUGACCUUUUCUGGAAUCCAUCUGUUGAGAUGCUUUAUAGCCAGUGUAACAGGAAAUCUUGACUAAUGGUUCCCAGUUUAACUGAAGAUUCAAAAAAAAAAAGGCUUUAUGCUAACUGGAGUUAAAUACCUAAAAUUUCAACAUUGUUUUAAAUGUUGUGCAUCUGUAACUUCAGGAGGAUCACUUCAGCUUUAAAACCUGUGCCUUCUCAAAACAAGAAUUUGUGCCUGGGGUGAAAAAAGUGUGUAAGUAAUUGAAUUAUGGUGUUCAUUAGAACAGCUACUAGCUGAUUCCCCUAUUUUAACAAACUGACAAGAGCACAUCCAUAAAAUGAAAACCUGUUACAACUAUGUACAGAAGGGUUUGACGUUUUAUUGGGCUUUUGUAUUUUAAAGAAUAUGUCUACUACGGGUAUUUUCUUUUUUUAUGUUAAAAUGGGCUAGGUAAAAGGGGGCUGCUUUUCUGUUAAGCAUCGAUAGGUAAGUUGAUGGAUAAAUGUUACUAUGUAAGCCUAUUUUUUUGAGUCCUUAUUUGAAUAUUGAAAACAUUCUUGAUAAAAUGUGUUAGUCCAUGUUGGAAACAACCAAAAGAACAGAAUUCAAGUUCCAGUUCUGAUGUUUAUUAUAUAUGUUGGAUCUUGGGCAACUUACUUGAUUUCUCUGAAAUUCAUUUGUUACUGUAAACGUGAAGGCUAUUAAGAUUAAAAUGAAUGGUUUUACAGCAGGUAACAUGUGAGAAGACAGCUACAUAUUUGUAAAGCCAAACCAACAAAGAAAUAUAGCAAAAUUCACAGGUAGAUUUAUUACAAGAAAUGUCCUUUCAUGGGGGAAGUAACAUUUUCACUAGUGAAAAACCAAAAAACAAAAAUAGCUUUAAGUGAGAAAACUAAUUUGCAAAGGGCAAGAGAAAAAAGCUGAUGGGACAGUUUAGACUGCUACAUUUAAGAUUCAGAAUGGAAAAAUAAAGCCUUUGAACUAAAGUUAAUAGAGAAGAUUUUUGUGAAGGUGCCACUGACCUAUUCAUGUAAGUGGCUUAGGUUUUCAAAGUGAAGCUUAAUAUUAAAAGGUUAUAGCUGUAUUGCUGGAUAAAAAAUUAAAGCUAUAAACCAACUUCGUGGCUUUUUUUCAGAAAACAAUCUGAGUAUAUUGUCAGUUUUAUAGUUGACGGAAUUGGUCUAAUCCAAGCAGGAAUGUUUUCAGCCAAAAAAAAAGAUUUUUUAAUAUAGACAUUCAUAAAAUAUAUAGUAACAAAAGAAUUAUCUUAGAAGUCAUCUUUUUGUCUGCCAGUGUUACUUUACUGCUUUGAUUUAUCCUUGGUUCUCCUAUAAGCAGAGCCUGAGCCAAAAGCUUACAUAUGUAAAUUUGGGAAGUGAUCCCAGGGAACAGUGGCAAAAUGAAACAAGACAGACAAGCCUAUUAACAACAUAUUCAUUGAGUUAGCCAAAACAUAGGCACUAGUGCUAGAUCUUGAGGGAACUUGUGACAAGUCCUAGGAAAUAUGUGUUGUAUAGUGAGCGAGUCUAUGCAACCUACCCCCAAAGGCUGAGAGUGCUGAGAUGCCAAAGAAAGAGGCCAACAAAUCCAGUUUGUCAGAAAGAAACAUUUAAUAGGGACUUAUGCACAGAAGCCAUGUCUCAGGCAGUGAUACCUGCAGUUACCCCCCGACCCAGGGCUUAUAUGCCAUAGAGAAAAGCGUAUAUAUGAAGGAACAUGUAAGACACUGAAGUCAACUCCUCAGGGAAAGGCAAGAAUGCUGUUUGCAACAUAGCCUAUAACUUGCUUAAGGCCAGGAUUUACAGUGUGUGUGUGUUCUUUUAAUAGAUAGAAGUAGAAAUCUUAGAGGGCAUUCCUGGAACUGGUUAUCAGAAGUCAACAUGGUAGAUUAGCAUACAAGAUGGAAGUUACUUUAGCCUCAUACUGUGCCUGUGAAUUUCUUUGAGGAGGGGAUGGGGUGGCCCCACACCUCUUCCAGGUUGUACAUACCCAAGUGCUAGGCAGUUCCUGCAGCUGGUGAGAAGCCCAGGGGCAGGAAGUGAGACGUCCCCAGAGCAAGAGGCAAGGUUCAGCCCUGCUUGAAACUGGUUGCCACAGCAGUGACUUUAGUAUGAAGGCCAAGAGGAUUGGAAGUGACACACAGGAGGUCUCAAACACUGCUCUUAUAAAUGGCCUGUGUGUUCUAAUGCCAUCAGAAGUGAUAAAGUUGGUACUAGGAUGUGGGUAAUCCCAGCACUUUGGGAGACCAAAGUGGGCGGAUCCCUUGAGUCCAGGAGUUUGAGACCAGCCUAAGCAACAUGGUGAAACCCCAUCUCUACAAAAAGUUUUUAAAAAAUUAGCCAGGGCGUGGUGAUGCCUAUAGUCUCAGCUACUCAGGGGGCUGAGGUGGGAGAAUAGCUUGAGCCCAGGAGGUGGAGGGUGCAGUGAACUGAGAUCAUACCACUGUGCUCCAGCCUGGGCAACAGCACAAGACUCUGUCUCAAAAAAAUAAUAAUAAUAAUAAUUCACUACGAUGACCCUGACAAUAGUUUCUAAUCUCAUUUACUAGGUAAGUUACAGUUUGGUAUACUUUAGAUUGCAUUUUUUUUAAUGUUAAAUAUUUGGAAAAACUGAUAUAGAAUACUAAAUUCCUUAUAAACAUACAAAUUGUCAUUUUGUGGACACAUGUGAAGCUUUUUUGCCAUUUUCCCAGAAUAGUAAAGGGCAGAAGAUAGGAAAAAUGAGAGGAGAUGAAGAUACUCCAAAAGAACAUGAAUGAAUUCGGAAACAAAUGCUAGACUGGCGGUCCAGUCCAUGCUAUAUUGUCCUUAACUCACUGAACCACCCUGGUUUUUCCAAUGAAAGAUAAGCUCCAAAGUUUAUUUCAGCUAUAAAAGUUUCAUUCUUGAAAAAAUUCCACUUCAAAUCCAGAAACCUAAGCCAGAGGAAACUGACUAGCUCAGUGAAGCCACAAGUAGAAGCAAGACCGAACCUAAAAUCUCCUAAUUCCCAGGGAGUUUUUUUCUGAAUCAGCUAAAUAAAGUCUUAAAAAAGGCUACUUAGGGGACUGGGUGCAUGAAUAUAGACAACUCUCAGCAAAUAAGCCCUAUGGUCCACAAAGCUAUACACCAGUUCUCUUACUAAUUUACCUUCUAUUUCCCAAUAGGUAAAGGAAAUUCAUUGAACACAAGGACACUUAGAAGUUAAUGGCCAUUUCUAGACUUGUCUAGAAUGAAAUCUCCUUGGUAUUGUCCGUAUUUUAAGGCACUAAAUGGAUACUACCACUUGGUAGAAAGCCAAAAGGAAUAUGAAAAGUGACUACAAAUUAAGAAUUAAACCAGUUUACUUAAGGCUUCAGGAGAGAAGCUAAAGUAGUGUUUAUAUAACUGGAUUUGGGGGCCACAUGGAUCAAAAUCACCUGGGCUCCAUGUUAAAAAUGCAGGUUUCUGGCCCCUCUUUAUCAGUCUCUGGGAAACGGCUAAUCUGCAUCUUUUAGCAACCCACCAGGUGAUUCUCAAAAAGUCUAAAGUUUGAGAACCACUGGUAGAGAUAAGUGAGAAAAUGGAGAAAGCAGACAGGGAAAGAACAAAGCCAAAUAAAGAAUGGAAGGGAAAUAACUUCUGUUAUGAUAGGGUGGCUGAGGAAAAGGAUGCGGUACAUACUAAGGUACUGCUUUCUUUUUCUUUAAAUCUCUAUGUAACAAAAGUUAAGGGCACUAGAGAAGCUUAAUAACCUAAUUCUAGUAAAGUUAAAACAUUGGAAAGAUACCUACCUCAAACUUCACAUCAUUAUUUGAAAAUACUCAAAAUGUACUCCCCUCAGAGCAACAGUACUCCCCUCAGAGCAAUAUCCCUUAUCAGAUGACAGCAUCAACACCAAAUUAUAAAUGUUCUAGCCUCAUUCCUGGGUCUACUUUGUGUCUCCUAACCUGAUUUUUUCAUUUUACUUUCUCAUCUACCUGUUAUCCUGUUAUAUUUCAUAUGUAACCAUAAACCACCUUAUAGCCUUUUUGUAAAAAGGUUUAUUUGAAAUCAAUCACUGGUACCCAAAUAAAUAAAAUUAAAACCUUUUGGA
Molecule: messenger RNA, 5822 nt
Organism: Pongo pygmaeus (Bornean orangutan)
Lineage: Eukaryota; Metazoa; Chordata; Mammalia; Primates; Hominidae
Gene: GTPBP8
Product: GTP binding protein 8
Exons: 6
Coding region: 988-1842 (284 amino acids)
Cellular component (GO): mitochondrion
Molecular function (GO): GTP binding; GTPase activity
Source: RefSeq, a predicted model, not a curated record